GGAGAGGGAAGGGAGCUGAAAAUUCCAUAGAGAAGCGAAAAAACGUAGCAAGAGAGAAAUUACGACGUCUACAAGACACAGCAUACUAGCAGCCAAAACGAAACCAAAUCCAAAGCUGCAAAUUGUUUAUUAAAUUGUUGCUGCCUAACACAGGACCAGCAGCAGCACGAAACUAAUUCAAAAACAUUUACAGAAAGGCUGGCAACGCGAUACAGCGGCUAAAGACCAGGCUACAACAACAAAAAAAGCACCAGCGGCACCAGCAGGAAAAGUUAAAAGUGCGUGUGUUGUUGGCCAACGUGCCACUGUGUGAGUGGGUGACUGUGUGUGUGUGCGCGAGGGUAAAGAGUUGAGCGGGAGAGCGCUCAUUGAGCCCCGCUCACGCCAGUGUGGGCAACAGUUCAAGAAGUAACUCCAUUUAAUACACACAAAAUAUAUUAAAGAAAAUGUCUUCGAAUAAUCAAUCUAGCGGCGCCUGCAGCGUCGCCGCCCAGGGGGCAACAAGUGCGAGUCCAAGGGCCAACAAUGUUACGGAUUCCACAGAUACGCAACAUACUUCUGGCGGCCACAGCAACAGCAACACCACCACCAAUAAUGCCAACACGAAUGCCACCAACACCACCACGGGUAGCGCCAACACCACAACUGACAGUCCCACGCACAAGAUACACGGUCACGGCCAAGCAGCGGUUAACACCAAGCAGCGUGUUGUCGACAGCGUGCCAUUCCCACCCAGCCAUAAGCUGACUAUCUCAGAAGUGUUUGAUGCUCGCACCGGUAAGCCCAACCACGAAGUACUCAAGCAGCACUUUAUACUCGAAGGCCGCAUCGAAGAGGCGCCAGCAUUGCGCAUCAUUCAAGAGGGCGCCGCCCUAUUGCGCCAAGAGAAGACCAUGAUUGACAUUGAGGCGCCGGUGACAGUCUGCGGUGAUAUCCAUGGCCAGUUUUACGAUCUCAUGAAGCUAUUCGAGGUGGGCGGCUCGCCGGCUACGACAAAGUAUCUGUUUCUGGGUGACUAUGUGGACCGAGGCUACUUCAGCAUCGAGUGCGUGCUGUAUCUGUGGUCGCUGAAGAUCACGUAUCCGCAGACGCUGUUCCUGCUGCGCGGCAACCACGAGUGCCGGCACUUGACGGAGUAUUUUACGUUCAAGCAGGAGUGCAAAAUCAAAUACUCGGAGCGCGUGUAUGACGCGUGCAUGGACGCGUUCGACUGCCUACCGCUGGCGGCGUUGAUGAACCAGCAGUUCCUCUGCGUGCACGGCGGCCUCUCGCCGGAGAUACACGAGCUGGAGGACAUCAGGCGGCUGGAUCGGUUCAAGGAGCCGCCCGCCUUCGGCCCGAUGUGCGACCUGCUCUGGUCCGACCCAUUGGAGGACUUUGGCAACGAGAAGAACUCGGACUUCUAUACGCACAACUCGGUGCGUGGCUGCUCGUAUUUCUACAGCUACGCCGCCUGCUGCGACUUCCUGCAGAACAACAAUCUGCUCUCGAUCAUACGGGCGCACGAGGCGCAGGACGCCGGCUACCGCAUGUACCGCAAAAGUCAGACCACCGGAUUCCCCUCGCUGAUCACGAUCUUCUCGGCGCCCAACUAUCUCGACGUGUACAACAACAAGGCGGCGGUGCUCAAGUACGAGAACAACGUGAUGAAUAUUAGGCAGUUCAACUGCUCACCGCAUCCCUACUGGCUUCCCAACUUCAUGGACGUGUUCACAUGGUCGCUGCCCUUCGUUGGCGAGAAGGUCACCGAGAUGCUGGUGAACGUCUUGAACAUCUGCUCCGACGAUGAGCUCAUGACCGAGGAGAGCGAGGAGCCGCUCUCCGACGACGAGGCGGCGCUGCGCAAGGAGGUCAUCCGGAACAAGAUCCGUGCCAUUGGCAAAAUGGCCCGAGUCUUUUCAGUGCUGCGCGAGGAGUCCGAGUCAGUGCUCCAACUCAAAGGCCUCACGCCGACGGGCGCCCUACCCCUGGGCGCCCUCUCCGGCGGCAAGCAAUCCCUCAAGAAUGCCAUGCAGGGCUUCUCGCCCAAUCACAAGAUCACCUCCUUUGCGGAGGCCAAGGGCCUGGAUGCGGUCAACGAGCGUAUGCCGCCGCGACGCGAUCAACCCCCAACACCCAACGAGGAUCACCAUCAUCAUAGUCAAGGCAACAACGGAGCGGCGCAUGGGUAAACGUCUGUUAAGCCAAGCGAGCGUGAAAGAGAGAGACAGAGAGGGCAAACGCAAUGAUUACUCCACGAGGGCUCUGGUCUCGAUCUCGGUAUCACUAAAUAAUGUUAUUUGUGUUUUGUUGUUGUUGAUGAUGUUGUCGUUGGUGUGAUUUGUCGCAGUGUUAAGGAUAAUGCGGUGUGUCGGUUGUAAAUGCCCGAUAAAGUUUUUCUAGUGGACACAUGCCACAUUCUCUUUCUCACUCGCGCUUAAGCACUCUCUAACAAACAACACAGACAGGCACACACACACAUACACAUGGAGCAAGUAAAAUAUCUACAAAAAUUUAUAAACAUAAUGUUGCAAAGAAUUGUCGUUUUAGCUAAAAUUCAUUCUUAAUAACUGUAAUACACUUGCAUUAAUGUUAAGCCGAAAUUUAGGGGCGAAACCAGAAUUGAAAUUAUUGAAAAAUGAACUAUUAUAACUAUUU
Drosophila busckii is the source of this 2637-nucleotide messenger RNA. Its product is annotated as serine/threonine-protein phosphatase 2B catalytic subunit 2. The record is from RefSeq and is a predicted model, not a curated record. Gene Ontology annotation, cellular component: cytoplasm; calcineurin complex. NCBI's taxonomy places the organism in Eukaryota, Metazoa, Arthropoda, Insecta, Diptera, Drosophilidae. Gene Ontology annotation, molecular function: calmodulin-dependent protein phosphatase activity; calmodulin binding. Gene Ontology annotation, biological process: calcineurin-mediated signaling.